Molecule: messenger RNA, 1164 nt
Organism: Monascus purpureus
Lineage: Eukaryota; Fungi; Ascomycota; Eurotiomycetes; Eurotiales; Aspergillaceae
Source: the annotation of a GenBank genome assembly
AUGGCCACCGUAGGAACCCUCACCGUCUCCCCGGUCCCAACUUCGCCGGCGCUUCUUCCGUUCUCAAAACGGCAGACCGCCAAUGGCGGGAAACCUCUUAUCAAGAGCGAAAGUGCAGUCUCAGUCCCUGAAAAAGUCAUUUUUGACCCGAAGAAGCACCUUGCCUAUUCUCCACCUUCUAAGUUGCACACCAUGGAAGAGCUUGGAUAUCCUGAAAGCCGUGGCGUAUCCCCCAUUGGUGUCUCGGAGCCAUUUCCAUUGUUCACUCCCGAAGCCAUUCAACAGAUGAGAGCUGAGGUGUUCAAGAACGAAGUGUGGGACAAGUACCAAUUCUCCAGUAACCUCGCCCAAUGCCAACUAAGGGGCUUCGCAGCAGAGUGCGCACCGUUUAUUUACGACGUUUGGAAAAGCCCCGAGACGCUUUCAAUUAUCUCCAAGAUUGCAGGUGUGGACCUCGUCCCAGCAAUUGACCUUGAGAUCGGUCACAUCAAUAUCUCAGUGCAAAGUGAAGAGGAGAAGAAUAAAGAACUCGCAGCCGUGGAAGAAAAGAAAGCGACUGACGUCGACUGGAAAGAUGACGACCCAAUUGUAGACUGGCAUACAGACAGCUACCCCUUUGUCUGUGUGACUAUGCUUUCUGAUUGCAGUACCAUGGUUGGCGGAGAAACUGCGCUCAGGAAAGCAAAUGGCGAAGUGGUCAAGGUCAGAGGACCACAGAUGGGGUCGGCCGUUAUCCUCCAAGGCCGGUACAUCGAGCAUCAGGCGCUCCGUGCUCUGGGAACGACCGAGCGCAUCAGCAUGGUUACCUCCUUCAGGCCCCGCUCCUCAGCUGUCAAGGAUGACACGGUCCUAACAACCGUGCGUCCAAUCUCAGACCUGGGAGAACUCUACCACCAGUUUGCCGAGUACCGAUUUGAUAUCCUUCAGGACCGGUUCCGAGACGCGAAUCGGCUCAUACGUGACCAGAAGCGCGCAAAACGCCAGUUCGAUACACGGGGAAUCAAACGCUUCAUCCGCGAACAGAUUCAAUUCUUGGAGCAUAUGGACAAAGAGAUGGUGGACGACGACAAGGUCACGAAAGGCGUAGUCGACGACAGCCACCUGAUCUCAGAGGACCUGAAGGAAAAGCAAAACAGAAAGCGGGAGGUCGAAGAAGCUCUGUAA